This is a messenger RNA of Ectocarpus sp. CCAP 1310/34, 2537 nucleotides long. The record is from the annotation of a GenBank genome assembly. Lineage: Eukaryota; Phaeophyceae; Ectocarpales; Ectocarpaceae.
AACACACACCACGCGUCCGCCGAGACGCACCCCCGAUCGAAAACGUGAUGCGAGCUGGUGUGACCCCCCUGUUUCUCCUUGUGAGCGCAGCUAACCCUCUGGUUGGAUGGUGUUUGUUAGUUAGGCCAGCACACACAACAACGUCGCGUCGAACAUCCUCAUCGUUGUCAAGAUCUGCCGCUGACCUACUGCCGACGGCUGCAGGGACACCCGACGGUCGGCGGCAGCGCUUUUACAGCUCCAGAACCAGCACUAGUCGCGGCUACUACAAAGACGAAGAACAGGACCAUGAGGCGCCGCCGCCAUCACUUCGACGAAUACCAAACCACGCCCAGCUACCUUCGCUCGUCCAGGACACCAACGCCGUCACAACCACCACUACCGCCGAAACCGUCGUAUCUUUAGCGAGACAAGCGCUAGCGACGGUGGCGCUAGCGGCUGCCCUCACGCCGGCGGUGUUCAUCGGCGAGGUGACGGUUUCACCGCUGCUGGCGGGAAAGGGUGGGGUUCCGCCGCCUACUUCUGCGUUCGCUGAGCUGGAACCUUUACCGCUGAAGUCGUACUCGGAAGAGUUUUCCAGUGGGCUUGCACCCGUCAACACUGUACGCGGUUUGUGGCGAACCCGCGAGACCCGGAACGACGGUUCCUCGCUGCCUCAGGAAGCGGGUAGACUAGGCAGGAAAGGAAUCUGUGGGGGGCGGCUGUCCUUCAAGGGGUUCGUAGGGGCUGGGAAGGGAACAGUCGAGUACAAGGGGUGUGGGGACCGAGAGGGGAAAGGGAGGUGGCUCACCAAGCCCAAGAACAUCGUGAACGGAAGGAUAACGCUCUCCGCACGAUGGAGCGUCAACUUCACCGACGGCACAACCCUCUUCUACCGGGGGGACGUCGUACAAGACGCGGAGGCUCAGGGGACGGCCCUCACCGUCGAUACAAGCGGCGCGGCGGCCAUGGGGGGCCCGGCGUUCGAGAGGCCCGACGCUCACAUACGCGGGGAGGUGUUGCGUCCGGUGAAGAACAUCCAGGGCAGCCUUACCGAGAAGAAGAUAGGGGAGUUUGAGGCGGACUUGAUAGAGUUGCCGAGCGACGAAGACAAGUUGUGACGGGGGGUUGAGGACCACACCCCAAGAGUUGCACGGUUACCAAGUGGGGGAUCGUGGUGCUCGAAGACAAGAUUUUUCGAUGGAAUGGGCAAGCCCUGUGGUACGAGAUCCGUUUGUUGCAUGGUACCUCCUGCUGUUCGUACGAGCGGGACGGCACUGCUGUUGCCUGUGACGGGGUUGUUUGGAGCUCGUGUAGGGCAAGCUCCCCUGUCAAAGUCCUAUGGGCCAAUGCACUCCUUCGGGGCUACCACAAUGUAAUAUUUAUACUUCCAAAUUUAUGGACGCUCGUCGAAAAGCGACUCGCCGUGUCCGAAACCUACGGAGUGGCCGCACCCGUCUACUCUGUCAUGAUGACCUACAUACAUGUAGAUGGCAGGAGAGGCGCCCUACAUCCUCACCGCACUCACUGCAACGAAGUUUUGUGCAGGUUUAUCUCAGGUGUCGGAUACUACGGUGUGUCUUCCGCCGCGAGAAAUAGGGGCUUCGAUGGACACCUCAAUGAACACCCCUACCCUCAGGUCAUAGCCGUUAGGGAGUCGUGCGGCUUUGCCUCGCAACCUUUUGUUUACGAUGGUGCUCUUGUCGCGAGGAGCAAGUGAGAACUUCGCCGGCCGGCACAGUAGUGAGGUUUCUCGUGUGGCUACUACUGUUGUUUCCCGCGAAGAAAAGAGCGAAAAAAGUUGGAUGCCACAAUGACCAAUCAACCAGUCAAGGUUCCUGGAAACUUGAGCGGUCGUUCUUUGGGUGGUAUAGUUCUUGCGGUGGACUGUGAACACACACGGCCGCACCGCCGUGAUGGUUUUUUUUACGAAGACUGUCUUUCGCGCGGUUCAGAACUCCGCCAUGUUCAUGCUGGCGCUCCUCACUACACUUUGGCAAGGUGACGGAGCCCGGAAGGGCCACACCUCUUACGGCUGGCAUUCACCAACCAUGCACCCUCCCGUUGUUCUCAGUACAGCUCCUUCUUUUUCUUCGAGCCGGCCACGCAGAAUGAUGGCUGUCAUGUGCAGCUUCGGGGGGUACACUCUUCUUGUCUUUGGAUAUUUGAAAGAUAUUUCACCACCGCGGUGGGAUCGUACUUGUAUCCUUCAGGAAUUUCCCUUGCAAAGACUGCCAGCAGAUGGCUAGGCUCAGGCCACUGUUUAUGGUGGCGGAAUCUCAAUCUUAAUCUUGAUUUUUGGUAGGGGGGGGGGUCGAUUCGAGAAAUAUCUCGGAUGUACACUUGUUAUGGAGUCCAAAUCUUGCCUCAAAAUAUUGGCAAGAUUUGGAAUGAAACCAACGAGCCCCCUUUUGCCCAAAUAUUUCGCCAAGAUUUGGGCGCUGGCAGCCUUGUCAAAAUCUUGCCGAGGGGGGGGGGUCAAUAGCGCCGCACCGUUCCAGACCGUCCACAUAAUCAGCGAGUGCGACCUGGGUUCUUGACGUAUCGCUCCCAUCAAG